CCUAGGCUUCAACACAUCUCUUCCGCGGAAAAAAUUGACUCCGUAUUGGCUGAAAAGCUAAACUUAACCUCAUGGCUAAUGCAAGUGCCGCUUAUGCCAUGUACUGAUAUUGAGGCGGUUUCAAAGUACGGUCAAGCAUUAAGCGUCGACAUAUGGUUCAAUGACCUAUUGAACGUACUAAUCCAGUCGCAACGUCAUUGGAUGUACCAAAGGAUACCAGAACAAAUAGGUGAUGAUGAUUCGCAGGCUUCUACACCUCCAAAAACAGAUUCUUUAGUUGUCAACAGCAAAAGAAAGUAUCAUGAAAAACGAAACUCCGGAAAGCAUCAAGCGCCAUAUCACCGAUAUCAAGGCUACUUUGAAAUUAAAGAAAAUAGAAAGAGGUACUGCGAAACAGAGAAACUCUGAAUCCAUUUCGCAGAUCCCGCCUGCCUUGAACAAGCUCUUGAGUCAGGAUAUACGGUACUGCGAUAUACCUGUUGCUUUCGAAGAACGCCAUAUAAAUGGCUCCAUAGGUAUUUCGCCUACAGAAGAUCAAAUCGAUGCGCUAGUAACAAAGUAUAGCAGCAAAUUUGUAUUAGCAAUAAUUCAAAGUACAAGUUCCUGGGAUUUGAUUACCAAUCUUGAUGCGUUUUACCAACAAGACUCUUCAGUGGACGAUUGCGCAUUACCUCCUAACACCGACAUGGACAUAAAUGCAAAAGCCAUAUUAUUACAAGAAACUGAAGAACUACAUAACUUCAAAGAACUCAUCAUUCAAUGCGGACCGAUACAAUUAUCAGCUAUUGUUGGCUAUUAUGGACAGACUGGUAGCAAUACUAAAACGGCAUUCCUCGGAUCAGCUCUUCCCAACGUUGUCGUUGAGCAUAGAGGGAACAUAUACCAUUUUGAUACCGUUUUUUCAUGCUAAGUAAGGAGGUUUAUGCUUUAUCUACUUGGCAUACAGUGAAGCUUACAGUGAUCGUAAUAUAGGCACACACGAACUAUUAGACAUCUGCGUAACGAUACAAAAGCAAAUGCAGAUCGAUUAUGGUCUUUUGGUAGCCAAGGUUCCAACGGCAGGAUUUCAUACCAUGU
Messenger RNA from Umbelopsis ramanniana AG, 1077 nucleotides. RefSeq lists its product as uncharacterized. NCBI's taxonomy places the organism in Eukaryota, Fungi, Mucoromycota, Umbelopsidomycetes, Umbelopsidales, Umbelopsidaceae. The record is from RefSeq and is a predicted model, not a curated record. The transcript has 3 exons. The coding region runs from base 302 to 910 and encodes 202 amino acids.